This is a messenger RNA of Phacochoerus africanus (Common warthog), 2803 nucleotides long. It is a transcript of the gene ELOA, whose product is annotated as elongin A. Gene Ontology annotation, cellular component: nucleus; elongin complex. Gene Ontology annotation, biological process: transcription elongation by RNA polymerase II. Bases 41 to 2458 code for a protein of 805 amino acids. Gene Ontology annotation, molecular function: protein binding. The transcript has 11 exons. Lineage: Eukaryota; Metazoa; Chordata; Mammalia; Artiodactyla; Suidae. The record is from RefSeq and is a predicted model, not a curated record.
GGCCCGGAAGGGGCCAGUCGCGCUUCCGUCUCCGCCGGGGAUGCACGGAGGGCGGAGCUGCAGCCCGAGGACGCGACGCGAGCCCAGUUCCGGCGAGGAGGCCGCGCCAGUGACAGCGAUGGCGGCGGAGUCGGCGCUCCAAGUUGUGGAGAAGCUGCAGGCGCGCCUAGCCGCGAACCCGGACCCGAAGAAGCUAUUGAAAUAUUUGAAGAAACUCUCUGCCUUGCCUAUUACAAUAGACAUUCUUGCGGAGACUGGAGUUGGGAAAACGGUCAAUAGCUUGCGAAAACAUGAGCACGUUGGAAGUUUUGCCAGGGACCUAGUGGCCCAGUGGAAAAAGCUGGUUCCUGUGGAACGAAACCCUGAGCCUGAUGAACAGGACUUGGAGAAGAGCAAUUCUCGAAAGCGUCCUAGGGAUGCCCUUAAGGAGGAGGAGGAGGUGGAGGUGGAGGGGGACUACCCAGAAAGCUGGAAAGCCUCCGGGAGUCGGUCGUAUAGUCCUGAUAAUAGACAGAAGAAACACAGAAAACUCUCAGAGCUUGAGCGGCCUCAGAAAGUAUCUCACAGUCAGGAGAGGAGAGACGAGAGAAAGAGGUACCACAGAGCCUCUCCAGUUUACUCUUCAGACCACGAGUCUUCUGACUACGGCCAUGUUCAAUCCCCUCCGUCAUCCACCAGCCCUCAUCAGAUGUCUGGGGACCAUUACAGAUCCCUGGAGGAGGACCACGAGCCCUUUGUUUCACACCAGAAGCCUGGCAAAGGCCACGGUAAUGCCUUUCAGGACAGACUGGGGGUCAGCCAAGAACGCCACCUGGGUGAAGCCCAGGGAAGAGAAGUCAUGAGUCAGAGCAAGGAGCACAGAUCUUCCCAUAAAGAAAAACGUCCCGUGGAGGCCAAAGGAGACGAGAAGUCUUCUUUGAGCAGAGAAAAAUCACACAAGGCCCUCUCCAAAGAAGAAAACCGGAGGCUGCCCUCUGGGGACAGUGCAAAGGAGAAACCGCCCUCUAGUGGCGUCAGGAAAGAGAAGGAGAAAGAGAGCGGUACCAAGAAAAAGGUUUCACCCACCUUGGACGUGGCUUCAGACAACCACCUUAAAAAGCCAAAACAUAGAGACCCAGAGAAAACCAAAUCAGACAAAAACAAGCAAAGUCUAGAAGGCUUAGACACUGGCAAGGGGGCAGGAGACCUGCUGCCCAAGGUGAAAGAGAAGGUUUCUAACAACCUAAAGACUCAAGAAGGGAAAGCAAAACCUUCUCAUUCAGAUAGAAAGUCCGUGGGCUCCUUACCCAAAGCCGAAGAGGCAGAUGUAGAUGAUGAAUUUGAGCAGCCCACCAUGUCUUUUGAGUCAUACCUCAGCUAUGACCAGCCCCGGAAGAAGAAGAAAAAGAUUGUGAAGACGUCAACCACAGCUCUUGGAGAAAAAGGACUUAAAAAAAAUGAUUCCAAAAGCACUAGUAAAAACUCGGACUCAGUUCAGAAAUUACCUAAGGUGAAUGAAAACAAGUUGGAGAAGCUUCUGCCAGCCGGAGCCGAUUCAGCCAAACCGAAAAAGGUCCCCAGUGAGGUGUUGCCAGUGUUACCAGACCUUCCAUUACCUGUGAUACAGGCCAAUUACCGUCCGCUUCCUCCCCUCGAUUUGAUAUCUUCCUUUCAACCAAAGCGAAGAGCAUUCUCCUCACCCCAGGAAGAGGAAGAAGCCGGAUUCACCGGACGAAGAAUGAAUUCUAAGAUGCAAGUAUAUUCUGGUUCCAAGUGUGCCUAUCUUCCCAAGAUGAUGACCUUGCAUGAGCAGUGCAUCCGAGUACUUAAAAACAACAUCGACUCAAUCUUUGAAGUGGGAGGCGUCCCGUAUUCUGUUCUUGAACCUGUUCUAGAGAGGUGUACACCUGAUCAGUUGUAUCGCAUAGAGGAAUACAAUCAUGUAUUAAUUGAAGAAACAGAUCAAUUAUGGAAAGUCCAUUGUCACCGAGACUUUAAGGAUGAAAGGCCAGAAGAGUAUGAGUCGUGGCGGGAGAUGUACCUACGGCUUCAGGAUGCCCGAGAGCAGCGGCUACGAGUCCUCACAAAGAAUAUCCGAUCUGCACACGCCAAUAAGCCCAAAGGCCGACAAGCAAAAAUGGCCUUUGUCAACUCUGUGGCCAAACCACCUCGUGAUGUUCGAAGGAGGCAAGAGAAGUUUGGAACAGGAGGAGCAGCUGUGCCUGAGAAAAUCCGGAUCAAGCCGGCACCGUACCCUGCAGGAAGCAGCCGUGCACCCUUCAGCAGUGGCAGCAGCAACAGCUUUAACGCCAGCCCGGAGGAGCCAGCCUAUGACGGCCCGAGCACAAGCGGUGUCCACUCUGCACCUGUGAUCAGCAACACUGUUUCCUAUGACCCUAGGAAACCGACUGUGAAGAAAAUUGCCCCAAUGAUGGCCAAGACGAUUAAAGCUUUCAAGAAUAGAUUCUCCCGACGAUAAACUGAGGACUUACCUUGGAAAUGAAAUUUGGGGGGGGGGGGGACGAAUUUGAAGACAGUGGGGGUUGAGGAAUGGAACUUCCAAAGGAGACCGGACUCUUUGGCUUCGUGGAACCGUUUUGGUCUCUUGAGUCCUGCACAGUCCGCAGGGGUUGUGCCUACACCUGUGUCCGCAGCCACUGCCUCCCCGCCUGGCGAGCACUUCAGAGUUCUGAAGAAGAUGUGAAGCCUCAUUCUCACUGAGGAUUUUAAGGUCAAUUGUACCUUUAUUGUUAAUUAGCUUCUUUAUAAACUAUAAGACAUAGUUUUAAUUAAUAAAUAUUGCCCCCAGAUUGUAUUUAUAUUA